GGCGCACGUUGCUAGGAUCGUGAGAAGCUGUUGCUUGGUAACAGUAUUUCUGCCUCGUUGGCGACCGAAGCUCGUCGAUUCUUCGCCGCUUCACGGAUCAAACGUCCCUCCUCCUCGAAACGAGCCGAGCAACUACCAGUAACGAAAAUAUAACCUUAGUUGUUAGUGACCUUCAAGAUGAUUUUAAGGGACUUGAAAAGAACCGUUUUAGUAUCCAACGGGGAAAAAAAAAAAAAAAAACGGAGGAGACUGUAGGCUGAAGAGAUGCGAGCGAGGAGGAUAGCAAGUGACGAAGAAGGUACUUGACCCAGUAUGCCGCCAGAUAGACCGGACGCGUCAGGCGUGGAGACCGGCAUAGGACUGAGCAGCACGCAGGUUUUCAACUUCGGGGAAACAGUGUACACGAUGAAGGAGAAAGAAAAUGCGAGUGCUUUUGUCGAGACGAAUUCAACCGAGGAACUUUCUAUGUCCGACAAAUCUGUCGAGAAGAACAGCCAGUCGGACGAUGAUCUGACCUCGUUGAGCUGGCUUCAUCAGCAGAACUUGUUGAAGGGUUUGGACAUUUCAAAUCCGACGAAAGACACGAAGAACGAAAACGCGUUGAAUAACAAUGUCUGCGACGAUACGGCAGACUUCUCUGAGAACACCAAUUCUGUAUCGAGUUUAGACGAUGGUUACUGCCCAGCAGAUAAUAGUGGCAAGAUAAAUAACACGGCGUCGCAUGGUAAUAGUCAAAACUAUCAACAUUCGAAUAAAAAUGGUCAAAAAUCAAUGCAAAUCUUUCAGGAAUCUGUAAAAAGUCAUUACAGCACCUCGCAAAACAAUCAGACGAAGAUAUCCCUGAACAACAAUAAUCUGCCAGUCUCAAAUCGCAACAAACACCCAACUCAUAUACCAUAUGAUCCUCACUUGCAUAGAAACAGUAAACCGCCAUAUUCAUUUUCUUGUUUAAUUUUCAUGGCUAUUGAAGAUAGCCCAGUAAAAGCUCUACCAGUCAAGGAAGUAUAUGCUUGGAUAUUGGAUCACUUUCCAUAUUUUAGGAACGCUCCGACUGGGUGGAAAAAUUCUGUUAGACAUAAUCUAAGCCUAAAUAAAUGCUUCCGUAAAGUAGAGAAAGCACCAAAUUUGGGCAAAGGUUCGCUAUGGAUGGUAGACGCCCAGUAUCGUCCGAAUCUGAUACAAGCGUUAUCCCGCGCUCCUUUUCCACCUCCAACCGCUCAAACUUUGUCUUCCCCUGAAAAACCACAAAAGAAGAAUACCGGUACACGUCUACCUGAUCCCAUUCUGUUUCCAUACCUCUCCAAAAGACUGGCAUCGAGCAACAUUACCGACAACACAGACACUGAAGUAGAUAGCGAUGUAGACGCAGCUGCAGCCGCUAUGCUUUCCUUUAAACACGGACCCAUUAUUUUAAAUCACAAUAAAGAUCGUAAACGGAAAAUACCGGAAUCCGAGAUAUUGGUUCCUGUAAUCACCAGGAGCUCCAGCGAGGACCACACUUACAGUUGCAUUACCUCAGUCAGGCAAGAAAGUAAAUAUCCAAGGAAGGAAACAAAUCCCGAUUUCGAUGAGCAGCGGAAAAUAGCGGAAGGCGCGGACGCGCUUUUAAAUCUAGCUGGUGUUACCACACCGCUCAAUCAGAAUAGAACGCAUCAUGUACAAGGUAUUAACUCGACGCCAAAGUCCGAGGGUACGUCGAAGCUGAAAAAACGUUCAGCCUCGAAUGAUUAUUCGAACAUACCAGAGAAAAGACGUAAGCAUUGGCCAAAGUGGAGUGAAGGGAAGCGGUAUUUAAAACAAAUUAUAUAAGGAUACUUCGGUUAUAAUGUGUACAUACGUAGCAUCGCAAAUUUCCUAUUUUUCUUUUCCAUAUUCAAAUGCGAACUUUGAGCUCAAAAUUCUAUCCUCGGUAUGAAUUUCAUUGACAAUGGACUUAAAUGGUGCGUCGUUGACGAUGAAUCUGUUGUCUCUUUGGAUAAGAAUUUGAUUAGAUUUGUUAGACAUCUAAGAAGAAAGAGUGAGAAGAACGCGAUGUGUUCUAUCGAAUUAGGAGAAAAGAAAAAGCUCUAUUAGGUGCAUUUCUAUUUAAAAGAUUAAAAAAAAAAAAGAAUAACGACAAUGUAAGGGUGGCGAAAGGAAAGAAAAAAUUGGCGGUCGCUCAGGGUUAGAACUCGCUAUAUGCCAAAAUGAAUAUUCAAUAGCACUAAGCAACAAGCAAUAAUAGAAAGAUAGCGUUAAAAGGUGGAAAAUUACUUUCUCAAGGUAUUGUUAAGACAUGAAUACAAUUAUAAGUGGCUCAUGGAACAUCAAUGAGAAAACAAGAAAACAAUAUCGCGUACUAAAACUAAAAUAACGAUAAACUUUUUAGACCUGUUGUGACAAUUAUACAUAUUAAUUCAUAGAGAGUUUAAUUAAUGAUAAUAGAGUUCUAUAUUAGGUUUUUUGUAGAUAUGUAUAGAAAUAUAAUUGAUAUCUAUUCGAUAGAGAAAUUGAUAAUAUAUUUAAAAAAAAGAUUAUAUAUAUAUACACACACACACACACACAGACGCAGACAUACACACACGCGCGCGUUCAUUCACUUUCACUCGCAUAUAUACACGUUCAUGUUCACAUACUCAUUCAUUUACACUCAAAAUACAUCUGGUCAUAUACGCAAUUGUAUGUGUGCAAAAUGUGUGCCGCGAAAAGCUAUAUAACGAAAAGAACUUUAAAAAAAGAAAAAAGAAGGAAACAAAAGUCGAGGUACACUGAAUAUGGAUUUGAAAUGAACAAUAUUAUCAUUUCAUGCCUUUUUCUACUCUCUUCGUGGCUUUUGAGAUGAUUUUGAACAAUGCUGUACAUAUGUAGAUCCUGUAAUGUAUGCACAGACCAGUUUAGAAAAAAAUUUGUUGAAACAUCAAUAUAUAUAGAUAUAUAUAUACAUGUAGCGUCGAAUUGAUAAGUAUCGAUUGGAAGAAAUGUAUAAAGGUAUAAGGCAAGAGUGUCAUCCUAUUUUUAUAAAAAAAGAAAAUAAAAAAACAAAUAUAUCUAUAAUAUUAAGAGAUCUUGUGAAUACCUGAUAAAUAAUGAAGAUGUAUCUGAAAUCGAUGAACUGGUCUUGUAUACAUUGAUAUUGUAGUUCUAUAUAGAGAGAACGUAUAUUUUUACAGGGCACUGCCCGCGUGAUAAAAGCUCUUCCUAAUAAUUGCUAAAAAAAAAAAGAAGAAAAAAGAAAAAAAAAUUAUGAAAAAGAAACACAGUUCAUUAGCUUAAACCAUUUACUAAUUAUAUCUUGCGUGACACUACAAACACAGCAUGGUAGCGCAGCCUAAGUAAUUCCAUGUAUUUACAUGCCAUAUAUAUAAUACAAAACCUUCGUUAAAAGGGAUAAAACGUGAAAUGCAUAAUCUUGGUUUUGAAUAACGAACGUGUAAAAGUGAGAGCACACACUCUUAAAGAAAAAAACGAAUGAACUUGGUUACCAAUUAAAAUGUGGCGAAAUUUUUUCGAUCGGAGACGUUUCUAGUCUUACGAUUACACUAUAUAUAUAUACACAUAUAUAUGUAUAAAAUGGAACGAUAUCAGUUAUUAGGUUGAUAAUGAUAUUUAAGCGUCACAAAUGCUAUUAACAGGUAAAUUGUUACUUGUAAUAUAUGUUACUGCUGGCUCAGAUACCUUUCGAAAUGUGUACAUGCGAGACUCAUUAUUGUCGCUUCUUAAAAAAAGGUGCAAUUUAGUUUUAACUUAUUAACCAUGUACUGUUUAUUCUCUAACGUUUACUCUCUAGUUACUUUCCAAGUCGGCGAAGUGCUGAUGAUAAUUUUCAGUCAGUAAAGUUAUUGCACUUAAGAACGUUACGCUAAAAUAAAAGUGUUAGAUGUUAUUAACGUGCGAGAAUGACGAGAGUGGAAAGUAAUUAAUUUUUAGCAUCACAAAAGCGGAUCGACGAUACGAUAAAUAUUGAAAAAGAGAAAAAUGGGCAAAUAUCGAAUAUAAGGCGCGCUGCCAAAAAAUUUUAUGUGAUUGUAGCUAGUCAGCUACAAAGGGAAAAUAUCCACGAUUAUAAAAAAAAAAAAGGUGCAAGGAAGAAUGCCAUGUUUAUACGCGAUCGAGGGAACUUCAGUUUUUGAGAGAAAUAUUAUAUACAUUUCACCGUAAAAUUAUUCUAUUUAGCACACACACACAUAUUUAUAUAAUAUACAGAAAUAUAUAUCUAUAUAUAUAUAUAUAUAUAAUAUAUUAAAUAUGCUUUAGAAACAAAAGAAAAGCAAGCACGUGUUCGGUAGCGGGCAGUUCUUUUUCGAAAUUUGUAUACGCACGAGCAAGACCAGUUUUUGUAGACUUUACGUUUUCUAUUGUCUGUGAUAUUAUUGCAAAAGUGAACAUACCUUGUUGUUGUUGUUGUUAAUUAUAUUUUGGUAAAACAAGUUUUAGAGCUUUAUAAGUUUUAUCGUUUAGAGAAGGGGAAAGAGGGGAAAAUGAGGAAUGGAAGAGUGACACUUUUCUGAUAUUAAUUGGCAUUCUUGCUGACACCUACACAUUCUGAUCUAUAGAUAGACAGAAUGGCAUCAUUGAAACUAGCAAUAUAUUAUAAAUAUUCUAUUAUAUAUAUAUACAUAUAUAUUGAAAGUAAUAUCACAGUUUUCACACGCUAUUUGUUGAAAAUUUUUAGUCCUAGCUUUUGUUUGCUAUGACUGAAGAUCUGUUCUUCCAUGUAGUUUAUUCUAAUCUAAAUAAAUUAGGGGGUGGGAUGCCAUUUAUAAGGAUAGUGACAUAGGGUUAAUCGAUCCGUUACAAAUUAGAAUAAUCGAUUAGCAAAGUGAAUAUAAAGCAAUAUGUACCAGUAUAUCCUGACAUUGGGCAAAAUACUCGUUAGUCAGCCGGUCCGUACAAAACAAAAAGCAAAAAAAAGAAAAAGAAAAAAAAAAAGAAAUGUAUCUUCAUCUACUACAAUAUGUACAAGUCAAUGUUACAGCGCGCGUUUGUAUAGAGAGAAAUAAGUAUACAAAAAAACUGUAAAAACUCUAAUCGUACAAGAUAGUUAACUUAUAGAGUAUUUUUUAUGAAGUAUUAUUGUAGCGUAAAUUGCGAUAUAAGACCGUCAUUUUUCGUAAGCUCGCAUAAUCCUUAAACGCAUACAAAUUAUUAAUUUAAUGCAACAUUAAAAGAUCGUUGUUUCCUAUAUCAAAUAAGACCGGCUGAUACUAAAUGAA
This is a messenger RNA of Frieseomelitta varia, 5192 nucleotides long. Its product is annotated as forkhead box protein N3-like. Gene Ontology annotation, molecular function: DNA-binding transcription factor activity; cis-regulatory region sequence-specific DNA binding. Lineage: Eukaryota; Metazoa; Arthropoda; Insecta; Hymenoptera; Apidae. The coding region runs from base 313 to 1809 and encodes 498 amino acids. The record is from RefSeq and is a predicted model, not a curated record. Gene Ontology annotation, biological process: regulation of DNA-templated transcription. Gene Ontology annotation, cellular component: nucleus. The transcript is spliced from 7 exons.